CAAAACGUGAAUCGGACGCUAUGGGUUUGUUCCUUUCCAACCUCUUCACUUCCUGUCGAAAAACACCGUGCUUCCCCACCAAUUCUUAUCGGUUUCCUACUUUCCCAUGUCGGCAGCUGAGGGUGAAGAGACCGUCACGUUUAAGCUUAGCCAUGGCAAAAAAGUGUACGAUAUCAGUGUGCCCAAGUCGAACAAUAUCAGUCAAGUGAAGCAGCAGGUAGAGGAGUUGACAGGGGUGCAUGCGCUCAUGCAGAAGCUGCUUUUCAAAGGCAUGCUGAAGGAUGAUAAAACUGUGGAGGAGGCUGGUCUGAAGGAUGGCGUGAAGGUCAUACUCAUGGCAAGCAAAGUGGAAGACAUCGUGAAACUCGCAACAGCAGCAAAAACGACAACGGCUCCAGUAGAUGCAGCCCCCGUCAAACGACUAAGCCUCAGCGAACAAACCGAGCACAAGAAAGUGUUAGACAAAGGGAAACCCCCGAACGCCGAGCCGGGCCUCAAAGGUCGAAAACUUCCCCUCCCAGCAAAUGGACUACGGGAUAUGUUUACGCAACGCGGCGACAAGGUCCGGCUGACGUUCAAGUUGGAGCUGGAUCAGGUGUGGAUUGGGACAAGUGAGAGGACACAGAAAGUCAACAUGAACAGCAUCAAGAACGUGAAAUCCGAGCCGAUCAAAGGACAUGAGGAGUAUCAUAUUCUUGCACUCCAGCUUGGUCCUACCGACAAAUCAAAUUACUACAUAUAUUGGGUGCCGUGUCAAUAUGUCGACAGUGUCAAAGAUGCCAUCUUGGGAUCCUUCGCGUCGUGGCCAUGAAGGAAGCAAAUGAUUGCCGCGCAAGCUCAAUAUUCCGGGUGAGAAACCCCCGGGAAAGUCCUCACCACUUUCUACUGCUGCUGCACAGCUAGCCAGUCUGGCGAAAAUUUUGGAUUCUCAGAUCAUGUAACUCAGUGCUGAAGCUUUGUGAUUGCAUUGCUGCUCGACGGCGGGGACGUCAAGUCAGCGACUACCUGGAGGGAGUUCUGUAUUC
This is a messenger RNA of Fimicolochytrium jonesii, 1025 nucleotides long. RefSeq lists its product as uncharacterized. The transcript is spliced from 6 exons. The coding region runs from base 107 to 811 and encodes 234 amino acids. The record is from RefSeq and is a predicted model, not a curated record. NCBI's taxonomy places the organism in Eukaryota, Fungi, Chytridiomycota, Chytridiomycetes, Spizellomycetales, Powellomycetaceae. Gene Ontology annotation, molecular function: RNA binding; cadherin binding.